Arvicanthis niloticus (Nile rat) is the source of this 1894-nucleotide messenger RNA. RefSeq names its product pyruvate dehydrogenase E1 subunit alpha 2 (gene Pdha2). Gene Ontology annotation, molecular function: pyruvate dehydrogenase (acetyl-transferring) activity. The record is from RefSeq and is a predicted model, not a curated record. NCBI's taxonomy places the organism in Eukaryota, Metazoa, Chordata, Mammalia, Rodentia, Muridae. Gene Ontology annotation, cellular component: intracellular membrane-bounded organelle. Gene Ontology annotation, biological process: pyruvate decarboxylation to acetyl-CoA.
UGUACAUACUUUUCAAUACAUACGCCAAGGUGUUGGUAAUUUUUUUCUUUUAAAGAUGCAAAGGUAGAAGAAAGAAUGAUGCCAUUUUGUGCUCGCCCUCCCUUCGUCCUUCCUGCCUACCUUUCCUCCUCCUCUUCCUCUCUCCCUCCCCCGGAACAGCCCCUCUUUUUGAGGCCAAAGAGAUCACAUUGGCUGAGAAUAGGAUUAAAGUCCAGCUCCUAUAAACCUCCAUGCCUAGUGUCUGAGAUUACCGGUAUGUACGGCAGUUACUCUCCAAGUUUAGAGGCGCUGGGAUGGAACCUAAGGCUGUGUACAGUGGGCUGUCCUCCCCCUGCCAGGACUUUUCCUGAGUUUACAGAGAAAAGACAGUUGCUGUGGGCGGCAAUGACGAUGGUGUUAGAUAGGAUGAAAGGGCCAGAGAUCCUCACUUUAAGGUUGGAAGAAUCGGAGGCGCAGGCCCCGUGGGCGUGGCUUCUGGAUCGCUGCCGCUGACGUAGGCAACGUGUUUGUGUCGCACUGUUGUUGCGUCAGAGGAGCUUGGCCGCCAUCUUGAGAGCCGCUGAGAGAGAUCGUUGGGAGCCGCUGCCGUUGUGCCUGCCGUUUCUCCAUGAGGAAAAUGCUGGCCACUGUGCUGUCUCACGUCUUUUCGGGAAUGGUCCAGAAGCCUGCUUUCAGAGGACUGCUGUCAUCUCUCCAGUUCUCCAACGACGCCACCUGUGACAUUAAGAAAUGCGACCUGUACCGGCUGGAAGACGGCCCCCCCACCUCCACCGUGCUUACCAGAGCCGAGGCCCUCAAAUACUACCGGACCAUGCAGGUAAUUCGGCGCAUGGAGUUGAAGGCCGACCAGAUGUAUAAGCAGAAAUUCAUUCGUGGUUUCUGUCACCUGUGUGAUGGGCAGGAAGCCUGCUCCGUGGGGCUGGAGGCAGGGAUAAAUCCCACCGACCACAUCAUCACAUCCUACAGGGCCCAUGGCUUGUGCUACACGCGGGGACUGUCAGUGAAGUCCAUCCUCGCAGAGCUGACUGGACGCAGAGGAGGCUGCGCCAAAGGCAAGGGAGGCUCUAUGCACAUGUACUGCAAGAACUUCUAUGGGGGCAAUGGCAUUGUUGGGGCACAGGUUCCCCUCGGAGCUGGUGUGGCUUUCGCCUGUAAAUACUUGAAGAGCGGUCAGGUCUGCCUGGCUCUGUAUGGUGAUGGUGCGGCUAACCAAGGGCAGGUCUUCGAAACAUACAAUAUGUCUGCCCUGUGGAAAUUACCCUGCGUUUUCAUCUGUGAGAAUAACCUCUAUGGAAUGGGAACAGCUAUUGAGAGAUCAGCAGCCAGUACUGAUUACCACAAGAAAGGCUUUAUCAUCCCUGGACUGAGAGUGAAUGGGAUGGAUAUUCUCAGUGUUCGUGAGGCUACCAAGUUUGCAGCUGAUCACUGCAGAUCCGGAAAGGGGCCCAUUUUGAUGGAGCUGCAGACCUACCGUUAUCAUGGACACAGUAUGAGCGAUCCAGGGGUCAGUUAUCGUUCACGAGAAGAAGUUCAAAGCGUGAGAAGUAAGAGUGAUCCUAUAAUGCUGCUCCGAGAGAGAAUGAUAAGCAACAACCUCAGCAAUGUUGAAGAAUUGAAGGAAAUUGAUGCAGAUGUGAAGAAAGAAGUUGAGGAAGCAGCUCAGUUUGCUACAACUGAUCCAGAACCAGCUUUGGAAGAUCUGGCUAAUUACCUCUACCACCAAAAUCCACCCUUUGAAGUCCGUGGUACAAAUAAGUGGCUCAAAUAUAAGUCCCACGGUUAGAUAGUACCUAUAGAUUUGUUAAAAUUUUUUCAGUGGGACAUUUAUGGUGAACUUUAGGAAACUUUUCAACUUUGUUAAGGAGGAAUAAAUAAAACUGCAUUACAGACAACA